GGGGCGGGCCUUCACGUUAAUCUGUACAAAAUGGCGACUGUUGUUGUUUUGCUGCAGGGUCAGUGAAUAAAUCCGCUUUUUUCAUUUCAAUAAUUCUCUGUACACUACGGCGGAAACAGCAAUUAAAACCCCUGCUGUCCCGAGGGCCGGCUCCGUGUGGACUGAAAUGAAAGGUAAAGAGCGGUCGCCGAUCAAAAAACGCUCCCGGGCCUUGGACGAUAUACGAGACAGGGGAGGAUGCCACCCGACCAGCAAGAAAAUGGGGGCUCUCUCCGUUUCCAGUGGGAGUAAUAAUGGAAAUAGCUCGACCAAAAGCGACGGCGGCUCGACGAGAAGGAGUUUACUCGGGGAAAAAAGAGACAGGGACUUUGACGGCCACAGUCGGACUGCAAAUAACCACAGUUGUCAGUCAGCUGCCGCCAGCUCCAUCGGCAAAAACCACAACCUAAGCCUGACGCUGGACUUAGCCUCGCCGAGGACCGCUUCCCGGGGGGAGCAGCGGGUGCAGCCGCCCAGCACCGAGAGUGAGUACAAAACCCUCAAAAUAAGCGACCUCGGCACCCAGCUGAGCGACGAAGACAUAGAGGACGGACUCUUUCACGAGUUUAAAAAAUUCGGCGACGUGAGCGUUAAAAUCAGCCGUAGCAACGACGAGCGGAUAGCCUUCGUGAACUUCAGGAAGCCGGAGGACGCCCGCGCCGCCAAGCACGCGAGGGGGCGGUUGGUGCUCUACGAUCGUCCGUUAAAAAUCGAGGCGGUGUACAUCAACCGGAGGAGAAGCCGCUCCCCGGUGGAGAGGGACCUGUACGGCGCGGCUCAAGGCCACAGACACUUGCAGAGACCCCUCUCGCCCACCGGGCUCGGAUACAGAGACUACCGGCUGCAGCAGCUGGCCCUGGGGCGGCUCCCGCCUCCCCCGCCGCCGCCGCCUUUGCCCCGAGAGCUGGAGCGGGAGCGGGAGUUCGCCCUGUUCGAGGCCCGGGCGCGUCCGGCUUUCAUAGCGGAGCGAGCGGCGUUCCGUGAGGAGGAUUUCAUAUCGCCAGAAGACGACCAAAGAGCCAACAGGACGUUGUUUUUAGGCAACCUGGACAUUUCCGUCACCGAGGCAGACCUGAGGAGAGCUUUUGACAGGUUCGGGGUCAUCACCGAGGUGGACAUCAAAAGACCCACGCGAGGACAGACCAGCACGUAUGGAUUUCUGAAAUUUGAGAAUCUUGACAUGGCCCACCGGGCUAAACUUAGUAUGUCGGGCAAAAUAGUAGGCCACAACCCCAUAAAGAUAGGUUAUGGGAAAGCUACUCCCACCACGCGCCUUUGGGUGGGUGGACUGGGACCCUGGGUACCUGUAGCUGCCCUAGCGAGAGAGUUUGACCGCUUUGGCACCAUAAGGACCAUUGACUACAGAAAGGGGGACACUUGGGCCUACAUCCAGUACGAAAGUUUGGAUGCCGCACAGGCGGCAUGCACACACAUGAGGGGCUUUCCGCUGGGAGGUCCAGAGAGAAGACUUCGAGUAGACUUUGCUGACACUGAGCAUCGUUACCAGCAGCAGUUCCUGCAGCCUCUCCCAAUCCCACCGUUUGACAUGGUGGCCGAAUCAUUUGUCCAUCGUGCAACACCUGAACCCCUGCGGGUCAGGGAACGGACUCCACCGCCACUUCACUUUAGGGAAAGAGAGCUCUUUCCUGGAACUGAGUGGCCCAAUCCAGCUAUUCGUGAUCGGGUACGCGCUUCCCCUUUCGAGCCCCUGGAGCACUUGGAACGUGAGCGGCGGGCGCGGGAGCCGUGGUCUCUGGAGCGAGAGCUGCAGGGACGAGAACCUGCACGCAAACGGCGCUUAAUGGAGGACGGACGCCACUUAGACCACUCUCCUGACAGCACGGAGAGGACAGUGAGGCGUAGGCGUGCUUCUCCAGAUGGCAGUCCUGGAGGCAGCAGCAGAGAUGGCGGGCGCUUCAGCGACUCGGAGCGCCCUCUGCGGGCCGAGAGACCCUCUCCAGCACAAGAACGUCACGGCAGCCUGGAAAGAGGUGUGGCCGAGCGGAGACUCAAAAGCCAGAUACUCUCCGACAAGGGCGCGCCAAGCAGCACCGUUUCAGCGGUUGGAGAGCGCAAGCGCAAAGCCGGCGACGUUGGUAAAGGGCCGGCCAAAAGAGAACGUUCUGAGAUCAAUUCCAAGGGAGGCCAGCUGUCCAAACCCGUCGGCACAAAACUCGGCUUGGCCUGGCACGGUAUGCUGCUGCUCAAGAACAGCAAUUUCCCAGCCAACAUGCACCUGCUGGAGGGCGAUCACAACGUGGCCAGCGACCUGCUCAUCGAGGGCACCUCCGGGCGGCAGGUGAGCGAGCUCAAGAUCACCCAACGUCUCCGUCUGGACCAGCCCAAGCUCGACGAGGUGUCCCGGCGCAUCAAGGUGGCGGGUCCCGGUGGCUACGCCAUCCUGCUGGCAGUUCCUGGCACCACAGAGGAUUCGUCUACGUCCGACCCCGCGGCCUCCACUCAGCGCCCGCUCCGUAACCUGGUGUCCUACCUCAACCAAAAACAAGCCGCGGGAGUCAUCAGCCUACCUGUGGGAGGGAGCAGAGAUAAGGACAACACGGGGGUGCUUCAUGCUUUCCCCCCCUGUGAUUUCUCCCAGCAGUUCCUGGAUUCCUCUGCCAAAGCUCUGGCUAAAAGUGAAGAGGACUAUUUGGUCAUGAUUGUGGUUCGUGGAGCAUCUUAAAAAAAAAAAAAAAAAAAAGGAAAAGAAAAAAAAGGAACACACAGAAGUUCAAGUGGUGUAAAAAAAAAAGAAAAAAAAAAAGAAAGAAAAAAAAAGAAUCUGCUGUAUGUCAGUAACUAUUGCAUGCUGCGUGUUCUGCAUUAUGGCGUACACUAGUAUGGUCCUUGAGUGUUUCUAUGUUACCAUGUAAUCCACUGAAAUAACAAACCCUGCCCUCAAACUGAACUAAAAGGAUGUGUGUAUUUGAACUUAUUUUCGAAAGGGUGAAGGAAUUGCUCAGAGUCAUAAACCUGCAGUAACUCAGUCCAAACAUAUUAACACAGUAAAAUAUGAGGAGCAUUUGUUAAAUAAGUUUAAUUUACGAAGAGAUGAGGCGUAUAGAAAACAUUUUUUGACUAAUUGAAAGUUUUAAAAACUGAGCUCUCCAACUCUACUACAAGAAAAUAACAAAAUAAUUUAGAUAUGCACUUAGUAGACACAAUAUCACCCCACUACAAAGAGACCACAAACAAUGGCCUCCCAAGCUACAAUAGUGUGGAGGAUGCACCUCCCUCACUCUGUUAACAACAAAGGUCACGUUUUCUCCACCCUAUUAUACUGCAUUGCCUUAGAUGGUAUGGGGGUUAUUGGGUCUAACCCCUGUGUAGGCAUUGGCACGAGGAGAACUUCAGAAACAUCCUUUUCCAAGGAUUUAAAUGACAAUGUAUUCAUAUUUCUACCACUGAGCAUGACACUUUUUAAUCAACGGUUCUCAGUGGAGGUGGAGUGAAUGUUUUGGUCCAAAGCUAGUCAAGAGGAAAAAAAUCCCGGUAUCAUUUUAAAGGUCAAAACGUGUCGCAAAACCUUUCUCAAGCACAACAUUCAACAGCUGUGUGAAAGGCGCGUGUCGUGCUGCAAGGGUUGUGCGACGUGUUUUCAACUUUGAUGUGCUCACACCGGCCUGCAUGUAUGUGCUCUCAAAGCUGUAAAACAUUUUGGUCACCAGUUUAAAGUAUCUCCCGAUUACACCGGUACAUUUCAGUCCCUAAUGCUGUGAAUUCUGUUUAGAAAGAAACUCAGAUUGUGUUCAGGUUCACGGUUCGGUUUUGAGAACAUCUGUUAUUAAUGUGUUUCUCAGUAUUGGAUCAUCAAGUUUCAAGAUAGACAACGAGCUGCGUGUGUGUCCACUGGUAAAACUAAACUGCUUUACCAGUAUUACCAGUCGUCCACAAAGUCAGUUCUUUGUGGACAUCUGAAUACAUUCAGAUGUGAUAUUUCUGCCCAGGGAACAGCCCAUAACACAAUAACCAUAGCCUAGUAAAGCAAAUACUAACAUGUUGUUCAUAUUUUUUACUUCAUAUUUUAUUUUGUGCAUCCCUACCUUUAGAAAUGGUUGUGUAAUGUGAUCUAUGAAAAACUACAGUAGUAAUGGAUAAAAAAAAAAGCGUAGAGUUUUGUGUUGUUUCAUUUAUUGCUCUGAAAUCGGUAGGUCCUCAAAUAAUAUUAUUAGUCAGUUUUAUUAAUACGUUGGUUCAAAGUGAAAACCUGCUCUUUGUUCAGUGAGUAGGUCUGAGGAAUUCUAAAGUUUUAGAAACACGUUCAUGUUGCAAUUCUUUUAGAGGUUUUAAUUUGACACUACUUGACCCGCCAACAUGCUCUCAACUCUCAAGGCCUACUUAUCCAAUUCUGUUUCGCCAUUGUAUGUUUGUCAUGCAAUAGAAAAUUGCUGAUUUAUGGUUUGAUAUGUAUUGAAAACAUUUAAUGUGUCAGAAAAUUGCUAUGUGUGAACAUCACACCCACUUCAACGUUGGACUCGGAGACGAAAGCCUCUGCAGAGAAGCUGUUUGUGAGUCCUCACUAAUGAGGCAAACUUUAAGUUGUGUAUCCCGACUGCACCUGUGAUGACUUCUGUUUUAAAUGGAAAAAUGAGCAAUGUACACUUUGAUGUCAUGGGAGAGGAAAAUCCAUAGAGCCCAUGCGAAGCUGUUCACAUACCUGCAAGUGCGUUUGGGCACUUAAUGUGACCGAUUAUCAAUAAAUUGUUCAUUUGAAGGGAAACCUGUUUCUUCGAUGGAAGUGAAUUGAAGAAACACGCUGCCAUACCUUAUUGUGUUUCAACGGAGUUGUCACUUGAGAUUCUGUUUCUGCACACGUGGGAGACAACUUGCAGUUUGUUUAGCACCAGUGAAGAGAGACCCCCGCCUCCCCCCCCCCCCCCCCCCGUCUCCUGCCACCUGUACCGCUCAAGGAUCGGCCUGCUCUGAGCUCACUAAGUUGCCCAUCAUAAAUUACUCCCCCCCCCCCCCCACGAAUCUCCGUUCCUCUGUCAACGUUUUCCUGGACAGGAUGGAGGAGCCUUCUCUGCCGGUCGCUCGCAGCCAGCCUGCGGUGCGACACGUUGGCUGGCGCACACAGCCGCGCAGCUCGUGCAGGGUCCGGGGGCAGGAGCCAAUGGCAGCACGCGGCAGUGACCUGUUGUCUCGUUACUCUAAACGCUCCGUGUGGCUCGCACCUGGUCCGGAAUCGGAGCUGAGGAAAAUCCCACCACCGGCCGUCACGCACGCCACUCAGGAGGUUGUGUGUGACGCCUCAUUCGAGCUGAACCACUGGGGUGAUUUGUCUUGAUUGCUCUUUGCCCGGUUAUGAUUUGAUUUGACUUAAUCAGGGAAGAGGAUUGGCCCAGACCCUCAGCUAGGAAUAUUGUUCACCACCGUCUCCGGGUUCUCCGCCGAUCGAACCGUCUCCGAGGAGACGAGCGAAGACGUGCGUUUGUGGAGCCCAAGCAGUGUUACAUCAUCACCCGAGGUGCGCUGCAGCGUGGAGAUGAAGUACCAGCGGCCCAAAUUGUUUUCCCUUUUUUCACUCUUCUGGAAGUAAUCCACACUGCGGACCCCUACUCUCCUCCAAAUUCCUCCAGCAGACUUGUUUAUUUUGCCAACGUCUUUUAAAAAAAAAAAAAAAUCAUUUUAAGGCCACUUACCACAGGAAAGAAAAAUGCCAUUUCCUCCUCCCUUUUAGUCAUACUAAUGUGAAAACAGAUGGUGUGUAGAAGGACCUCUGACUUCACUAGAGAAACAUUGAGGACCGUGGAGCUCCUGCUUUCCUCUCACGGUCUACCUGACAAAUCACACUCACGCACACCAGACACCCGGGACGGGUCGCUCUUUGACUGCUGUAUAGAAAGGACACCAGGGUGAGUAACGGAGAGAGAGAGAGAGAGAGUGCUGUCUGCCGGGUCUGUAUCGGUGGCUUAGGCAGCACUGGUAAGUAUAAAGUGUUAACACCACACACUUCAUAAUAACACAUGCAAGAUGGCACAGUCGUUUUUUAGCCAGAGAUAUUACUGAGGUCAUUUUCACUGACGGCAGAAUUCCUAUUGUGAGAGAACGGGGUGAUUUUAACAACAACAACUCAUCGCACAGAGUGCUGCUCCCAUCAGCAGAUUGCAAAUCAACUCAACCGAGGUACAUGCUGUGAUAGUGGACAUUUUUCUUGUAUAAUUCAUGCAGAUGGGUUUGUUCAAAUGAAUUGACAUUGCUAUUGCAGUUGGUCUACCAAAUGUAAUCCUUAUCAAUCAACGUUCAUGUUGGCACUCUUCAAAAACCCAAAUAGCCAAAUAGUACGGGAAAAGUCUUCAGGAUUUAAAAUGGUUAAUAUCUCCUUUAAGACACAUUCUUUCAUAUGUAGCAUUGUGAGUAGGCCACUUGUCAGCAAAGACAAUAUUAUUCAAAGAAAAUGUGUUGGAUUGUUUUUUAUUUAACCCUAAAGCAUUAACGUCAGUUAGGCCAAUGUCCUUUAAAGGAAAGGGACUUUAGGCAAAAGGAAAUAUUCCUUGCAUUCAAAGAUGUCAAUUAGUAAAGGUCACAAAUGAAAGCCUCCAGUCAAUAUAGUCAAGAACAUGAAUGUGAGAUUUAAAAUAGGCUCAGUGACCUUUUUAAAUCCAUCACACCCCAUUAGUUAGAAAUCCAAAUGUCGAUAGUGAAAACAAAAUGAAUCUGUGGACAAUACUUGGCUGUUUCACUGGUACCAGAAUGCUGUCUCUUUGCUCUGCUGCCCGUCUACUGGGGCUGUGUGAGCAGCUGUAUGCGCUGUUUGUCAUAGCGGGUCAAACAGAGGUAUGCACAUUAACAAAUCAAUAGAUCGAGGAGCAAGAAUGCACAAUGCUUCACAAAUGACCAGAUAGGACCUCUUAUGCCCUCUCAAAACAAGGAAGGGUUAAAGGCUACUUUGUGAAAUCAAUAGACCAACAUCUGGAGAAAAGAAGUUGUUCCGAGUCAACAGAUUAGCAGAUAAGAGUCGUUACCUCUAAUGCGCUGUGUGUGUGUAUGUAGGUACCAAUCAUUUUGGGCUAGUGUUCAACCGAACAUUCACCUCGGUUCCACACAUCUCUUUUCUCAUGUAAUGAUGCGGUUGGAAAGAGCAAUGAUUUGACUACUGGACAAACAUUAAUCCACAAUGUUUCACUUGAUUAAUCAACCAAGCCAUGCUAAUUGCGGUGCGUAAGCACCCACUUGAAUAUGAUGUCGCUAACCAGCACAAACAAUACAUUUCUUUUGACUUGAAACUGCUGCCGUGAUUAAAACAUGUUUUACAUGUGUUUCCUUUACAGAGUCACACUGGACAGCAGGACAUCCGUUUGUUUGCAACACCCACACGCGAUGUCAUCUACUGUAAGUAACCUGUUUACUUUAAUUAACAGUGCAUCAACAAUCUGAAUCACAUGAAAUGUUGAGGUCUUUUUUUACCAUAUGAAAUAAAUACAAGCAUUUGUUGGGUCGACCGGAGAUUAAUGUAAACGGUCUGAAUAAUUUUGUUUGAUCAUGUCAGUGUGUCUAGAAAAAUGUGUCAAUAAAAUAUGUAAAAGAUG
Pungitius pungitius (ninespine stickleback) is the source of this 7568-nucleotide messenger RNA. RefSeq names its product RNA binding motif protein 15 (gene rbm15). Bases 167 to 2722 code for a protein of 851 amino acids. Gene Ontology annotation, cellular component: nucleus. The record is from RefSeq and is a predicted model, not a curated record. Gene Ontology annotation, biological process: regulation of alternative mRNA splicing, via spliceosome. The transcript has a single exon. Gene Ontology annotation, molecular function: mRNA binding. Lineage: Eukaryota; Metazoa; Chordata; Actinopteri; Perciformes; Gasterosteidae.